UCCGCACAAUCAUAUUGCCUGCCAAGUAUGUAAAGGCACGCAGCUCGAAGCUGCAACCUCCGGCACGCAGCCGCGCUGCCAGUGUCGCGUUGCGGGGCAACUGCCUUAUGUACAGGGGCACUACUUGCUGGGGUUGUAAGAGCCGCUUGUAAGGCGACGCCACCGGAUGGGCGGCCAACAACGCUUAACUAGGGACUCGCGACGGACGCCUGUGGAUGCCGUAUGCCCGUGUCGCGCCUUGCUUCCUGCAGCCCAUCGUGCACUGUGGCUUCAUCCUGGUGGUGGGCAUGUUGACCACGAAGCCGCGCCCGACCCUGGGCCAGCUGCUGUGGCUCGGGUGAAUCCGAACUAUGGCGCUGCCGCUCGCCAGACUUAUGAAUGCGACAUUACAAGAAGGGACAGUCCGACCAAGCAAGGGUGCCCAGCACCCAGGUCAGGACGGAACCAGCUCCGGCCCGAAGGGAAACCGCCCUCCCCCGGGCUGGCUGCCGGCCUUCACCAAACCGUGCAUUUGUCUGCGCACAAAGCGUGUCUCAGCUGCUACACCGUCACAAGUCGAAGCAAAGCCGAAGCCCGCCAGAGCCCCACAACCGUGCAGCAAACCAUGUCGGCGCACGAAGCGCGGUCUACAGCACCAGACGCAAAACCAGGUACACCGGGCAACGCCCAAUCAAACGCUAGCCCUGCAGUACAAAACUCAGACUUAUGGGGCUGUGCAGCGCUGAGGCACUAGGACACGAGGUGGGAUGAGACGUGCACAUAGGCAGGCGCACAGGCGCACCAGCAGUGGCCAGGGAGUGAACCGGCUGGAGCUUAAACGUGCAUACGUGAUGGUGCUGAAGCCCGCAUCUGCCUCCUCCUUAGCAUGCAUCGCGGCUGCUGCAAUUCUGCUGGCGGCCGGCCUGCUGACAGCCCCAGCUCGGGCGCAGCCUGCCGCGGCUGCAGGCGCACCAGCCGCCAACAGCAACGGUGGCACCACCGGAUCGCUGGUGCCGCCGCCGCUGCCGCCCGGCUCUAGCCCCAGCUCCAAGUGCGAGCAGGCCCGACUACGGCUGCCCAAUGAGCCGUCUGUGGCCGCUUUCAAGGCGUGUGCCGGCGUUAAGCCCAUCACCGCCGAGUGCUGCCUCAAACUGCUUCCCUACGCACAGUACGUGGACUGCCUGGCUGAGCCCGCCUACCGCGCUGUGGCCCAGGCUUACCUGGAUGGAGUGGCCACUGUGGAGGAGGUGCAGGGUGUGUGCCUGAGCUAGGCGGCGUGCCUGAGCCAGGCGGUGUGCUUGAUCUAGGCACCGGCCGCGCGGAUGGGCCUGCCAAAGGAUGUUGUUAGCGCGGGUGCAGGAGGCAGUAGCGUAGCAUGGCCAGGCAACAGCACAGCCGAGCCAGGCAACGACAUUGCGCGUGUGCUUGCUGUGCAUUCGCGGGUUAUGGCACGCGACGCGGAGAGCCGGGCAGCGGCAUGUGUACAUGAAACACAAAUGGGGGUUCACUGCUCCAGCAAGCAAGACUGUAUACCGUACAUUCAGUGGGACUGCAGGGCUGUGGAGUCACUGCAUGACUGUGUUGGCAAGUGUGUGGCCGGGGGAAGGGCGCGCGGAAACGCAAGGAGAAUCUCUGGAGGUCCAUAACGGUCCCCGUGUGCUCGUGUUGUGGGUGGGCACGGUUUUCACGGUUUGACGUGUUUGCAUCAGGUCCUUUCUCUGGGGACGCGCAUUCUGGCGAUUCGCAAACCAAAGAGCAAGACACGGAUGCGUUGGCACUGCGCGCAACAACUUGCAAGGUUCCGGACCUGGGCUACCCAAGGUUGUGUGACUCAGUGUGCGUGUCCCAUUCGCGCUCUAUCUGU
Chlamydomonas reinhardtii is the source of this 1843-nucleotide messenger RNA. RefSeq lists its product as uncharacterized. The record is from RefSeq and is a predicted model, not a curated record. The transcript has 4 exons. Bases 747 to 1250 code for a protein of 167 amino acids. Lineage: Eukaryota; Viridiplantae; Chlorophyta; Chlorophyceae; Chlamydomonadales; Chlamydomonadaceae.